AUGCCUGUCUUGUAUCAUUUAACUUUGCAAAAGCCUACGGCUAUUACAAGAGCUGUUUAUGGUAAUUUUUCUGGGCCAAGAGCACAUGAAAUCAUAGUAGCAAAAGGACAAGUAUUAGAAUUGUUAAGAGCAGAUAAACAAGGAAAAUUGAAUUUGAUAGUUUCAAAGGAUAUAUUUGGUAUUAUUAGAUGUAUAUCCACUUUUAGAUUAACUGGUAGUAAUAAAGAUUAUAUAGUGAUUGGGAGUGAUUCAGGAAGGUUAGUGAUAUUAGAAUAUAGUAAUGAAAAAAGUGAUUUCAUAAGAGUACAUUGUGAAACAUAUGGUAAGAGUGGUAUACGAAGAAUAAUACCUGGAGAAUACAUAGCAGUAGAUCCCAAAGGAAGAGCCUUAAUGAUAUGUGCAAUAGAGAGACAGAAAUUUGUAUACAUAUUAAAUAGAGAUAAUAAAGAAAAUUUAACUAUUAGUAGUCCAUUAGAAGCACACAAAUCUCACUCUAUUUGUCAUGACGUAGUAGGAUUAAAUGUAGGUUUUGAAAAUCCUAUGUUUGCAUCUAUUGAACAAAAUUAUGAAAUGUUAGAUAAACAAUCUAACAUAGAUGAUUUAGAUUACCCUAAAAAAGGGUUAUGUUUUUGGGAAAUGGAUUUAGGUUUAAACCAUGUAAUCAAAAAAUAUACCUUACCAAUUGAUAUUACUGCUCAUUUACUUAUUCCAAUACCAGGUGGUCAACAGGGACCUAGUGGAGUUAUCGUUUGUUGCGAAAAUUAUCUGAUUUAUAAAAAGGCUGAUCAUGAAGAUAUAUAUUGUUCUUAUCCUAGAAGAUUAGAAAUAAGUGAAGAUAAAAAUAUUUCCAUUGUUUGUUGGACUAUGCAUAGAAUUAAAAAGUUUUUUUUUAUUCUUGCUCAAUCAGAAUAUGGGGAUUUAUAUAAAAUUGAAAUGGAUCAUGAAGAUGGUAUUGUAAAAGAAAUUGUGUGUAAAUAUUUUGAUACUGUUCCUAUUGCUAAUUCUAUAUGUGUAUUAAAAUCUGGUUCUUUAUUUGUUGCUGCUGAAUUUGGGAAUCAUUUUUUUUAUCAGUUUUCUGGAAUAGGGGAUGAUAACAAUGACCUUAUGUGUACUUCUAAUCAUCCCUUAGGAAAAAAUGCUAUUAUAGCUUUUAAAACUCAAAAAUUAAAAAAUUUAUUCUUAGUAGAUCAAAUAUAUUCAUUAUCUCCAAUUUUAGAUAUGAAAAUUCUUGAUGCUAAAAAUGCCAAUUCUCCGCAAAUAUAUACCUUAUGUGGAAGAGGUCCUAGAUCCUCUCUUCGAAUUUUGCAACAUGGAUUAAGUAUUGAAGAACUAGCAGAUAAUGAACUUCCAGGAAAACCUAAAUUUAUAUGGACUAUUAAAAAAGACAAUACAAGUGAAUAUGAUGGUUAUAUUGUAGUAAGUUUUGAGGGAAGCACUUUAAUACUAGAAAUUGGGGAAACAGUAGAAGAGGUAUAUGAUAGCUUACUAUUAACAAAUGUUACAACUCUUCAUAUAAAUAUUCUUUAUGACAAUUCAUUUAUUCAAGUAUAUGAUACAGGAAUUAGACAUAUUAAUGGAAAAAUUGUUCAAGAAUGGGUUACACCAAAAAAUAAACAAAUUAAAGCGGCCUCUUCUAACAAUGCUCAAAUUGUUAUAGCCCUUAGUGGUGGUGAGUUAAUAUAUUUUGAAAUAGAUGAAUCACAUACAUUAGUAGAAAUAUUUAGAAAAAAUUUAAAUGUAGAAGUUUUGUGUUUAUCUAUGCAACAAAUAUCAGAAAAUAGAUUAAGAGCUAAUUUUUUAGCUGUUGGAUGUUUAGAUAAUGUUGUAAGGCUGUUAUCUAUUGAAAAAGAUAAGUAUUUUAAACAGCUUUCAACGCAUUUAUUACCAAAUAAUUCCUCACCACAAGAUAUAUGCAUAUCUGAAAUGAAAGAAUUAGGAAAUGACAAAGAACGUAAUGUUUUAUUUUUAAAUAUUGGAUUAAAUACUGGAGUUUUACUAAGAAGUAUUAUUGAUCCAAUAGCUGGUACUUUAAGUAAUCACUAUUCUAAAUAUUUAGGAGCUAAAAGUGUAAAAAUAUGUCAUGUGAAUGUAAAUAAAAAUCCAGCUUUACUAGUUCUAUGUGAAAAAACAUAUUUAUGUUAUGUUCAUCAAGGAAAAUAUGUGUAUUCUCCUUUAAAUUAUGACAUGCUAGAAUAUGCAUCUUCUUUUUAUUCAGAACAAUGUUCUGAUGGAUAUGUAGCAAUAUCUGGAAAUAGUCUACGAAUAUUCCGAUUUUAUAGAUUGGGAGAAGUAUUUAGUCAAAAUAUAUUACAUUUAACCUUUACUCCACGAAAAAUUGUGCCUUUGCCAUUUCCCUCAUUAUUUUAUGACCAUGAUUCUUCAGUAGAAGUAGAAAGAAAAAAAAAAAUACGUAUGUUAGCAAUAAUUGAAGCAGAUCAUAAUUCAUAUGAUGAAAACACUCAAAAGGAAAUACAAAAAGCAUUAAAAGAUAUUAAAUUAGAUAUUGAGGAUAAAGAAAAUAAAAAAAAUACGAACAAUGAAGAUGAUGGAACUGAUUCAAAUAAACAGAGUGAAUUAAUAUUAAAUGAUAAUUCUUCCCUUAUUAAUGUACAGAGUUUAUCAAAUGAUUCUAAUAAGAAUGACUUAGAUAAUAAUAAAAAUAUCAUAAAUGAGACAAAUGAAGAAGAAAAUGAGGAAGAAUUAUUAUAUGACAGAAUAGGGACUUUUAAGGCAGGAGCAGGUAAAUGGGGUUCGUGUAUUAAAAUUAUUAACCCUAUUAAUUUACAAAUAGUUGAUAAAAUUUCUCUAGAAAUGGAAGAAGCAGCAUUAAGUGUAUGUGCUUGCGAGUUAGAAGCUUUACAUUGUUUAAUAGUAGGAACUACUUCAAAUAUGUCUUUGAAGUCUAGAAGUGUCCCUGCAGCAGCUUUACGAGUUUAUACUUAUGAUAUAAAAUAUAAACUAAAUUUAUUACAUAUAACCCCUAUAGAAGAUCAACCUUUUUGCUUUUGCCCUUUUAAUGGAAGAGUUAUAGCUUCAAUUGGUAACAAAUUAAGAAUAUAUGCAUUGGGUAAAAAAAAAUUACUAAAAAAAUGUGAAUAUAAAGAUAUACCUGAAGCUAUUGUUUCGAUAAAAGUUUCUGGAGAUCGCAUAUUUGCUUCUGAUAUAAGAGAAUCUGUUUUAAUUUUUUUUUAUGAUUCAAAUCAAAAUACUAUAAGAUUAGUAUCUGAUGAUAUUAUACCAAGAUGGAUUACAUGCUCAGAGAUUCUUGAUCAUCACACUAUUAUUGCUGCUGAUAAAUUUGAUUCUGUAUUUAUAUUACGGGUACCUGAAGAAGCUAAACAGGAAGAAUAUGGCAUAACAAAUAAAUGUUGGUAUGGUGGAGAAAUUAUGAAUAGCGCUAAUAAGAAUAGAAAAUUGGAGCAUAUCAUGAGUUUUCACAUUGGUGAAAUAGUCACUUCUUUGCAAAAAGUGAAAUUGUCUCCUACUAGUAGUGAAUGUAUAAUAUAUUCCACUAUUAUGGGUACCAUUGGGGCUUUUAUUCCCUAUGAUAAUAAAGAAGAGCUGGAAUUGACGCAACAUCUAGAAAUAAUUUUAAGAACCGAAAAACCUCCCUUAUGUGGUAGAGAACAUAUAUUUUUUCGUUCAUAUUACCACCCUGUUCAACAUGUUGUUGAUGGAGAUUUAUGUGAACAAUUUUCAAGUUUAUCCUAUGAAACUCAAAGAAAAAUUGCAGCAGAUUUAGAAAGAACACCUGAUGACAUUUUAAGAAAAUUAGAAGAUAUCAGAAAUAAAAUUUUGUAA
This is a messenger RNA of Plasmodium gallinaceum, 3801 nucleotides long. RefSeq names its product splicing factor 3B subunit 3, putative (gene SF3B3). Gene Ontology annotation, molecular function: protein binding; U2 snRNA binding. The record is from RefSeq and is a predicted model, not a curated record. Gene Ontology annotation, biological process: mRNA splicing, via spliceosome. Gene Ontology annotation, cellular component: U2 snRNP; nucleus. The coding region runs from base 1 to 3801 and encodes 1266 amino acids. NCBI's taxonomy places the organism in Eukaryota, Apicomplexa, Aconoidasida, Haemosporida, Plasmodiidae. The transcript is spliced from 5 exons.